AUGAAAGAUCUUGAGGUGAACCGAAAGGUCAGGAAAACAGAAUGCGUGAUGCGCUAUGCACAAACCCACAAUGAUCGUUCAGCAAGUAGCUGCAAUGGUAAGCGCCAUGCAAAGACGGGAGUUGGUCUUGUUACAAAGGAAUUAGAAGAUGCAAGUGUACCUGAUGGAGAGGUAAACAGUGCUGAAGUAGAGAAUUUGAGCCUCAGAAUAAGAGAGCUGGAAGAGUCAGAGUUAAAACUGAAAAAUGUGUUAGAGGACUACGUGGAAUCAGAUUCUACACUAAGAAAUAGGGUGAAAGAGCUGGAACUGUCAAACAAAACACUUCUGGCGACGACUGACCAAUUAAAUGCGAAGGUGCACCAGGCUGAAAAUGCAAAUGUGCGGGUUAAAGGGAGACUGCAAGACAUUCAGGAGGAGCUGGUGAACUUGGUUGAAAUCCAAGAAAAGGCAGAGAAGAAGCAAAAGCAAAAAUUACAUUGGCUUCAGGAGCGGCUGAAGACAAAAGAAGAUGAAGUAAAAAGCCAGUCAGAGUAUUUUGAGCACUACAAACAGAGGCAGAAGCAACAGACAGCAAUGCUGAGAGAAAAGGAAUGUUGUCUCCGGGGUAAGGUGUCUAGGCUGGAAAAGCAAGUCCUAGAUCUCAGCGCUCAUAUUGCUCUUCUGACAUCCAAGUCAGAAGAGGGAAUGGUACAGGAUCUCCAACAGAAGCUGGAAUCAGCUUUCCCUGGGACUUACUCUGACAGGGAGGUAAUGAAAUUGAAAACUCUCAUUGAAAUUGUGGAGCAUGACGUGAAAAGCCACCUUGAGACAUUGCAGCAUAAUGUGAAGCUCUUAAGGGAAAAAGAGGAAGACUGUAGAAGAGAACAGGCAGACUUGCUGACUCAACUCCAGUGCUCCCAGGACUCUGAAGACUUUCUCAGAAGGAAAUUGGAGGAAUCUUGCCAACAUGUUUGUAAUCUGAAACUAUCUGAAAUCAAACUACAGGAACAAGUCGAAGAGCUUUUGGAUGAAAAUAGGGCUUUAAAGGACCAAGGGGACAUGAAGUUAAAAAAGGAAGAUGAAGAAGAGUCAUGCCUUACAAGACUGGAAAAUGGAGACAACAUUGCAGUCAGUGUAGACCUGAAUGGAGAGCUAGUCCAGGCUGACCUUCAGAACCUGAGAUGGGGACCAGUCUUGGAUCCACUUAGAAGCAAAGCUACUCCAAGUCCAACUGUGCUACUACAUGCUAAAGAGUCUGAAACAUCAGGAUGUGGUUGUGAUUGGCUUGAGCACAUGGAGAAGCUAUCGAAAGAACUUCGACCAGUUUUGGAAUGCAAUUUCAGUGCCUCUGCAGAUAUUACUGAAGAACUGAGUCUAACUGAGACUGAGCAGAUCAGCCUUAGAGAUAAAAGGGCAGGUGCUCUGGAAGAUACCUUCAUUCUGUUUAGACAUAUCCCAAGCUACCCUACAGACAGACUGCCUCCUCCUUGCUCUGAGAAGCUAACUAAUGAUGAGACAAGUAAGGACACCAGAGAUGAAGAACACUCCUCUCUCUUUAAGGAAAAAGCUAUAAGUCUACCAGCAGCGGCUUUGCCUGUUUCCGUGGUGGAAGCUUUGAUGAGGAACAACCACAUACCAACUGUCACAACAAUGAAGAAAGUGAUGAGCCUGAAUUUCAGUGAGGCAAAUACCACUUUUUGCCCUGAUGGCCUUUUCCAUGUUUCAGAAAGAGGCUUUUCUGAUAAGGCUUCUGCAGUUCUUUGUGGAAAGACGCCUUGCACUGCUUUCACAUUCCUGCUGGAAAAAGAUGAUGUGGAAAGGCAUCAGCAAAAUAAGCAAAUUCCGCCAAAAAGCAGAAGUGAAAAUAAAAAUCUGGGUAAAGAUGUUAAUGAUGGAAAGUAUCAACAAAAAAUCUGUAGAGGGAGAGCUAAAGAAGAAGAAAUGAAGAAUGAGAAAGCCCGGCCACAAAAGAUGGCCUGUGCUCUUGAGGAAAUAAGCAAAGUUUUAAAUAAAACUGAACUGAUCAGGCCCGGCAAACAAGGAAUGAAUUCCAAAGCCAAUCUAGGUGGCCCACAAGGUGUCCAAAACACAGGUGCUGGUUUUAAAGACCUAAAGAAGCAUUCUGAAGGGAGUUCUGAGUUAAUGGAGAACCAAGGAAACCUCUCAGAAAUCUGCAUCCCUGAUGAAGUGAGUAGGGUGUACAGUGGAGGAGAUAUAAUCAGAACAGAAGAGAAAGGAGAACAACCUCAGAAACCAAGUGAACAAAUAAACCCCUCCAGAAAUGGACUGGAAGAAAAGAAGGAACAGGCCCUAAGGCUAUGUGGCCCAAAAGAGGAGAAUUCCUCCUGUCAAAAAAUGGCUGCUGAAAGAAUGCAACGUGCAUACCCUCAGAAAGCUUCUCGCUUGGAGGAAGAGAAGUAUCCACUGAACAUUUCCUCCCCUAUGCAAGAGAAAGUGUUCUUAAAGAAAGUGUUAUUGCUAGAGAGCAAUUUUUAUGAGUAUUUCUGUCAUGUAUCGUCACUGGAAGCUGAUGAUGAAUGUAAUGUGAAAAUACGUGAACUAGAGAAAGUGGUGGCUGUGUGUUCUCAGAGGAUAUUUCUACUGAUGCAAGAGAAUGAAAAAUAUUCAGAAAAAGUCUGUAUGUUACAAGAGGAGAAUGAGAGAUAUGCUCAGAAGAUAUGUGCACUGGCAGAGGAGAUGGAUGCGUAUUUUCAAUACGUUUUAGCAGUAGAUGAAGCUAAUAUUUCUUUCCAAAACUUACUUAAUGAGAAAGAAAUUGCUGGUGAAUGUUUUCAUACUAGUUCAGAAGAAAACACCAUGAACCCAGAAACAAUUUGUGCUGAAACCUUUUCUAAGAACCUCUCAUGGGUUGAAGAGAAAAAUAGGAAUUCUGGAGUAGAAUUGUUGCUGAUGGAAUCAAAUAAACUUCCCAAGAGUGUUUUAUCCCUGGAUGGAAGGAAAAGGAGAUAUUUCCAGCUGCUUUCUGACCUGAAAGAAGAAAGAAAUAGAUGUUUCAAAGACAUAGCUAAACUACUGCAAGACAAGGAGAACUGUGUAGCAAAAACCAAUGAAUUAGCACAAGAAAGAGAGAGAAAUUUACAAAGAAUCUCUCUUCUAGAAGGUGAAAAAGAAGCUUUAUUGGGAAGUUUGGCAGAAAUAAAGGGAGAACAAGACAAAUGCAGGACCUUGGUUUCAGAGCUUCAGGAGUGCAAAACCAACUGUUACCAAAGAAUUUCUGGUUUACAAGAGGAAAAAUGUGUACUGAGAAGAGAUAUAGACAGAAUCAAGAGAGAAACUUCAGAACAGCUUCUGGAACUUCAGAAAGCAAAUGUGAAUUUCAUUUUAGAAAAUAACAAAUUGAAAGAAUUAAUGUCUUCUUUGGGUUUCACCUGUGAAGAUCUGAGAAAAGAUAAAAAUACGGAAGCAAAGGAAAAGAUAGUAGAACUAAAAGAAGAAAAUACCAGUCAACAACAUGACGUUAAGCCAAGGAAAGUUGAAACAGCAUGUAGUGUAACUCAGACUGAAGAGAAAGGAAUUCUGCUUGUAGAUCCUUCAAACUAUUUCACCAGAAAAGAGGGCAGCACAUUCAAAAGCUACAGUGUGAUGAAAGAGCAACUGGAAAGAGCAAAAGAGGAACUAAAAAUGCAACAGAAGGAAUUAGAAAAAUCUAAAAAGGAGGCUCAGAAGUGGUACAGAGAGCUUGGCUUUGCAGAAACAAGAUAUGAAGAAAUAAAAACACAUUUGACACAGGUUCUUUCAGAAUUAGAGCAUGUUAAACAAGAAACUGGGGACCAAAUACUUGGAAAGCAGCACUGCAAAUUAAUGCCUGUGUACGCUGUGAAAGAAGCCCAAGAAAUGGAAGAGAAUAAAAUAGCCUGUAAGAGAUUAGAGCAGCAAGUGCUGACUUUGAAAGCCCAACUCAGGGACCAGGCUGCAUUACAAAAUCAGUUCCAAGAUUUGCAAAAUGAAGUGGAACUCCUUCAGGCUCAGCUAUGUGAAAAGGUGAAAGAACUUCAGAAGAGAAAGAGUGAAGUAAAGUUGACACUAGCUCCUCUGAAGGCUAAGCUUGCUUGCCUCGUCCGAAAAUGCCAGCAAAGGAACAACUUAAUUACCAGGAUGCAUGGCGAAUUUCGCAGGCAAGGAAUUGUUAACUCAACUUUUGAUGAAGAGGUGAAGAAGUUAGUCAAUGAUGUGGCACUGGCAGAGUACACAACCACUUUUACACCAGAGUGUAAUCAAGAGAUGUUGCCGCCUUCUGCAGAUAUUUCACAGGCCAAUGGAGACUCAAAGGAUCAUGAGACACAUGUUAAAGUGAAUGAGAUGACUGGGCCAAUGCCUACAGACCCCCUACAAAACAGGGAUGGCCUCCACAGUUCUUGCCUCACUCCAAACAUGUAUGCUAGUUCUGCUAUAAAAUUAAAUAGUCCGGAGAGGAUCAUAGCCUUGCAUCGGGAACUAAGACAAAACCAUUACAGUAGUUGCCAGAUACCUUCGCUUGUCUCCUCCAAUUCAAAUCUGAAGGCUGACUGCAAUCUGCCCGGGAUCCGAGAGGAAGCCUCCUGGCCCAUACCAUCAAAGAUGAAUGAUGCACUGAAACUUCCCGAGAGUAGUGCUUUCUAUGCCGUAAAGGGGAGGGAUCAGUUGUCGAAAUGUGAUGAUGUAUUUUUGGGUCAAAUAGGAAAUCAGCAUGCAGGGGCUAUUCCCCAGGGAAUGAAACAGAAAAAUGUCAUUAUGAAUAACACAUGGAUCUCUAGAGAAAAACCAGAUGGCUCAACCUCAGCUACCACAGCAAAAAGCUAUUUGUCAGACGUGUUGUCAGCAAGUAAUAAAGGUCGAAAUCCUGUGGGGAGAAAUCAGCUGCACUGGAAAGACUAGAAACCUCAGAAAUAAAACAAGAUAAGAAAAUACACAGUGGGCCAAUUCCAGAGCACAGCAAAAGCUUUUGGAGGGACUGCUUUGCCAGUUGGUUUGUUCUACAUUAUUAAAACAGUGAGGAAAGGCAGCCUGCUGGUUAGUUUGGAGAGACCUGAUGCUGAAUUAGGACAUAGCAAUGUAACUUUCAUUACAGGAUAAAGGUUAUACACAGACAAGGAAUUGCAUGUCUGCUGCGAGUUCAGCAAGUACUGAGACCAUCUUAGAAAAUCCUGAUCUCUCUGUACCAUUUCAAAUCAGUGUUUCUGGCUUGCAUUCUCAGAAGAUGUGUGUUCAAUUCAGUUGUUGGAAAGAAGUGCCAUUGCUUGCAACUCACUUUUGCUCUGAAAAGUGACGACCUGUUGCCAGCUCCUGUAAGGCAGUAGCAACCAGAAGCACUGCUCUCUUCACGUGAAAGUGAAUAUUGGUUUUCAGAACCAGGUUGCGAGGGGAAAGGUCUGCAGUGCCAAAUUUACAAAGUCUACAACUACACCAUCAGAAGGCAGUGCCAGUAUUGACCCCAUGUGUGAACUUGCCCUCAGGGAAGGAGAUGUGGUUUGGGUAUUUGGAAAACCAAGGAAGGACGGUUUCUGUGAAGCUGAAGUGAAUGGAAGGCAAGGUUUGGCUCCCAUGGUCUUUCAUCCAGAAGUUGAUUUUGGAUCAGCCACAAAAAUGAAAGAAGGUGUAGUGAAGGGAAGAAUGUAUCAGGCACACAGAAGAAGCAAUACUGCUCUGAAGGAAUGAUGAAAGGUGCUUUUGGUUUCGUGGUUACCACAGCUGCUUCAUUAUGGGAAAAUUUCAUUGUUAUGAAAAGCUGCACCAACUUACCAACUGCAAUGAGUUAGCUGCAUCUUGUCAUGGAAGUUGGUGACACAAGCAAAGCAAGUGUAUGGUUUGAGAGUUUUUUCCGUUUUGUUUCCUUAGAAUCUCAGCAUUUGCAUUUUAAAGGAAUUGUCAUGUUUAGCACAAAUCUCAGUCUUUGCUUAUGUGGGUAUGUCAUAGCUAUAGCCUUACACAGCUUUGAGCAUUCCUGAAAGAGGUGCUGGCUUUGAUCUGAGUUCAGAUGUUCGGUGUUUCUGAGGAUGGGGUACUUGAAGGUACAAACUAUCCCAAGGAAAUGAGACAGAACUGCACUUUACAAGGGUAAGUAGGAGUUGAGGAUGCACUUAAUGUGCACUGAGAAGCACUUGGAACAUCAAAGGACUGUGUCCUAAUGCUCUAGAUCGUUUAUUUCAAUCACAUGAAUAGUCCACGCUGAAUUUAACUUUCAGAUAAGGCAUUCACAUGCAUAUGUGCUUUUUCUGAAAGAGGUGCUUUUGUACACACAGGCUGGUAACAAUUCAUGCAGUGCACACACAUAUGCAACCACAAUGUGCAACACAGAUUUAUGAACCCAUAACCCCUGCUAUUCCUACCUGAGUACCUAUUUGUGAAUGCAGGGAGAUGCAGACACAGGCACAAGACUUGAGCAUAAGGGAUCAUACAGAUAUGCACAGUCCUCCUCUAACUAAAAGCUUGCACACAGCCCUGUUGAAGUCAAUGGCAUUACUCCUGCUGCUUUGAAUGGGAACAACUACUUUUCCAAACCAUCCCUUACAGUGUAAUGCACUUCCAGUUUUGAUAACCAUUUUGCAACUUGCAUUUACUCUUAAUUUUUUUUUAAAUUAGCUAUUUGCUAGAAUGUGCUGCUCUUUACAGUGCUUAGUCUCCCAGUAAUUCCAGAUAUCCUUUGAAAGGAAGCAGAAGGAUAAUAAAUUGUGGAAUCCCAAGUCAGAUUAAUGUAAAGUGCAUUUCUAGAUUAUGAUUAGUAACAAGAUGACAUGUUGGCAUGGUAACACUUGAAGCUUAUCUACAAGUUCUUAAAAUAAAGCAACAACAUAUGUGUGGGUUUCUCUCCAUUUGCAUACUAUCCACCUGAAAACAUAUCGUUUCCACAACACACAUGCAAUUAAACCCUAUUUCUUACUUUCAAGUGUUCAAUGAAAAUAUCGUGCCUCUUUUCUAGUAUUUAUGCAUAAUCUCCUACCAUGAAUUAUAAAUGUUGGUAAUGAACCUGUCCAUUUUGUAACGUCUUAGGCUUUCUGCCAUUUGGUUCCAUUUUAAAAUGAUUAACACAAGGAACAUAAAAUGUCCUUCAUUCUCUUUGUGGUUCAUACAACAUUCAUCUCCCCUAAAAUUAGCCACCUCCUAGUAUGAAAAUUGUUUUACCAAUAUUGGAAAAUUCUGUUUAUUAAUUAAAUUGAUAGAGCAGUGGAUACAUUUCAUGUGGCUGAGGAUGGGGAAUUAAAAUCCCAGCUUUACCUCAAAUCACUGUAAUAAAGCAGUAAAGCUUUUAAUGUGAGAUUGUUCUUAGCUGAGACAGAGAGCCUAGCUAUUAUUUUCUAGUUGCCUUAUGGUGAGGAGAAAAGUCUUGCCUAGUUGUUAUAGUCUGUUCAAUUUUCUUUCAUUAAGCAGAGUUAACUUGUUCGGAUAUGUUAUCUAUAUAUGGUAAAGGUGCUGAUUUUCAGGGACUGUUUUACUUGUAUCAUUUUUUCAUGUUAAACUGUUUCUCAGAAUGCAAAAUUGGGCACUUUGUUUCAAUUGCUUUAUAUGCACAGUAUUACUUUGACCAAAUUCAUUGCAGUCAACAUUAAGAUGCUGCUAUAAAUUCUGCUUAUGUAAAUACAACCUUCUCCUGUCACCCCAAAUGGACGAAACAGGCAGUGCUACAUGUGAAAUAUGAUUUCUUUCUCAGUUCACUUAUUUCCAUAUACUCCACUGUAUAAAGCAUGGCAGGAUAUUGAAAAUAUAGCUUACAGUGUUUCCACAGCUCCUUACACAACCUGGAAAGCCCAAAAUCUCUUGUUCACACCACCAUGGAUGGCAGACGCUGGAAGUAUGGAGAUUGAGUCACUGCAUGAUAAUCGUGUUACAUUCAGAGUAAUACAAUUGGCUGGGAAAUAUUUCACACACACGGUAGAGUUCCCAAGAUAAACCUCCUGCUGAGGCACGGUUGAUGUUUGUCCUUGUGGCCUUUUAAAAAGUGGAAACCCUGAUCUGUAUUUCAUAAAUCUAUCUGUAUUUGUAGCUUGUAGAUGAAGGAUUUUAGUAUUUGAAUUUAGCAUGGUUGUGGGUGGAGGGAGGAGGGACAUGUGCAUGCUGGGUUUUGCCACUAAUCCUUUGGAAAUCCUUUAGUGCCUUAAGGAGGCAGAGGAGGAACAGACCUUAGGAUUACAGAAACUUGUUCAAACCUCUUUCCUGCUUCAGCAGAAUUCCUUUAAAAUAUAUUGUGCCUUUGGCUCCAAACAUAUUUGCAUUAGAAAUCAGUAGCCAUGGGAUUAUGGACAGGAAUUUUUGUCCCUGCACUAAUCUUAGGAAAGAGAGUAUAAUGUUUCUUAUAUAGAACAUGAAUUAAAAAUAUAGAUAACUGAGGUUCAACCACUGGAAUCCAUGUGUAAAUCAUUUUUUGACAACUAGGAAUGUUGCAAGUUCGAGGUAAAACCAAGAAAAAGAUGAAGUUUAAAUGUACUGGAUGAAAUACUUGUACCACUGAAAUGACUGGCAAAUUUCCACUGGCUUCCCUGGGACCAAGAUUUCAUGCUUUCUCCUACUUGGCUUACAAAAUGCUCACGUAUGAUACCUAAGCAUCAUGCUCUCUUUAAUGUUUUCUAUGCACAUAAGAGAGAGGAAAACAGAGAUUAGUAGUUGUGGAAGCCUGCUUUGAUUUGGAGUUGGGAUCUGUGGUAUAAAUCUCUCUUCACUAUUGUUUCUCUGUGUAACAUAGACUCUUGCUGUGGGAAUAUGAAUAUGCAAAUGUGAAUUCCAGCAUGAGAGGUUACCGCGCAGUGUGCACUAGCGGAUUCUGAACAACCGCAUUUCUCUGCUCUCUGAAUUGUGGUUUUGUCUUUUUUUUUAAAAAGAAGGAAAAUGUAGUUAGCAGGUGAAAACCAUUCCUGUGCAAAAAGCCUGUGUGAGGCAAUUCAUGCACUCAUUUAGGAUCCUAAGCAGAUCUUAGGUGAAGCUGAAUAGGCCCUUGGCUCACGGAUGAGUUUUACCUUUUAGUAAUUUAGAGCAAUUUAUUGGUAUAGAGCUGAAAAAAGAAAAAAAAAGUGAGGGUUUGGAAGUGAGUGUGCUGGUGGUUUUCUAUUUUGCUCCCUGUGAUAAGAAACGAGUUUUAAAGAAUUAUGUAAAUAGUUAAAAGAAAAUCAUUCCAUGACCAUGGCUCACAGUAUGCAAGACAAGACUCAGCAUGGAACAAAUUUUUAUGACUUGUUUGCAAAUUAAGCUUCUGUCUUUUGUUUGGAACUUUGAAAAAGUAAUCAUGUAAAUAAGACUUACUACACUCAUUUGUUUGACUGGAAAAAAAGAUAUUUCCCCACCUCCUUUGGUAUUAAUGAAAAAUCUGGGAUGCAUAAUAUAUGCAGGGUUUGGCUUUUGAGCUCUAGUGCCAUGCAGCUGUUUAACUCUUUUGCACAGCCAACAGCGAUGCUAGCCAGAAGUCAUGAACAGCAGUUGUUAGGGACACAAAUUGGGAUCCAUUUGAAGAAGUGCCAAAGAAUGCGUUAAAAGCUUGGGGUUUAUGGUUUGAUACUUAUUAACCAAAUGAACCAGCUGGGUUUUUUUUGUUUUGGUUUGGUUCCUUUUUUGUAAAUAAGUACAAAAAUUUAAACUAUUACUCAUGACUGCCCUGCAGCCGGGUGUCAAGGUAGAGAAGCUAACUGAUAAUGUUUCAGUAAUAUGAAAGAUGCCAGUCUGGUUUUGAUCUAUUCCAUUAAAACCUGAUGGUUAACUUUUCAGCAGUGACUUUCACUUUAAGACAUUUGUCACAGAUAUCAAAUGUACAUAUGUAUUAAUUUUCAGUGUAACUAGGGAGGAUACAGAACUGUAAUGCAGUCACAAAAGUCUACUUGAUGAUUACCACAGAUUUGUAACUCUCACUUAAAUUAUGUAAGAUAAGUUGACAUUUUAUCUUGUUAACAAGAUGUAUUUUUCUAUGUUAGUUAAAUGUAUAAUUUGUAUAAUUUUGUAUAUUAAAUGUAUGCAUAUUUUAAAUUAAAAACUUUAUAAUUUUAA
Messenger RNA from Dromaius novaehollandiae (emu), 9942 nucleotides. It is a transcript of the gene C4H4orf50, whose product is annotated as chromosome 4 C4orf50 homolog. The transcript is spliced from 23 exons. Bases 1 to 4854 code for a protein of 1617 amino acids. NCBI's taxonomy places the organism in Eukaryota, Metazoa, Chordata, Aves, Casuariiformes, Dromaiidae. The record is from RefSeq and is a predicted model, not a curated record.